This is a messenger RNA of Aureobasidium pullulans EXF-150, 345 nucleotides long. RefSeq lists its product as uncharacterized. The coding region runs from base 44 to 223 and encodes 59 amino acids. The transcript has a single exon. The record is from RefSeq and is a predicted model, not a curated record. Lineage: Eukaryota; Fungi; Ascomycota; Dothideomycetes; Dothideales; Saccotheciaceae.
AGGGUAAACAAACUCGCCACGGUUGUGGGUCGUUCUGACUUUGAUGAAUAUCCAGUGCUAUCCAGUGCUAUCCAGUGCUAUCCAGUGCUAUCCAGACCAUCCUGCCCUCCGCUGUGGUUCGCCGCCCAAUGGUGAAAGAAUUGGGAAUCCGAUCCAGAGGUUCGAACCGUGGCCGCUUACACCCAGGUCUCAAGUCAAGCGCUUGACCGUGCCACUAGACUAAAUCAUGUGGUAGAUCCCCUGGGAAGGGUCAAAGGUGUGCCGGCUAAUUGGAACUAUACAGUCAUGCGGAGUGAAGUGAAGACUCUCGGGGGCAAGAUUUCACUUUGGCCUCUCUCUCUCUCU